AGCCUUGCGCCAACUACCUGCGGUCCUACCUCUGAAGCUGCAGCCUCAUCUGCAACUGCCGCCCCAGCCUACGCACCUGUAGUCUUAGGAUCCGAAAGCCCACUCGAGAGCUCUGGUUCAUUCGAAGAAACUGUCGCGGCAACCAAACGUGCCCUUCCCCAAGACGUCAAGGGCGAGACUGGUCAGAAGAGUGACGAUCCAAGCGAACCCCCUCCCGCAUAUUCUGAAGGAUAUAGUCCACUUCUCUCAUUCACCUAUCUAAUGGCGGCCGCCGGUGGUGCAUCGAGUAUUAUUACUCAAGUUCAACAAGGAGGACCUCCUAUCAAUUCCAUUGGAGAUGUCGGAGCCGAUGAAACGAUAACCAUGGACCUGCGCGGUACGCGCUUCGUCCUUUCAAGAGAUGAGCUGCUGACGCUACCUGAAUUUGUUCUUCUCUCCCUGUUCCCCAAUGGGCUUUUCCCUGAGGGCCACAUGGGCGGGUUUGCUGAGGGCGAUGCCGUGCAAGUCGAUUAUGACCCUGCAUCUCUGCAAUAUAUGCUGGAUUUCUUCCGAAACGUAGCUCAAUCUAUCCCCACCGAAUCUUCCCCAAGUGCCUCACCAGAUGGCGGAGCUGUUGCCAUGGACUCGCUUGGUGGUCGGGGUGAAGAUGGAAGCAAGAGAGCUGGUAUCAUUGUCCUGCGCGAGGACCUGGAUUUCUAUGCAAUUCCUCCCAAGGCGAACAUCAGCCAAGCCGAGAUGAUCGAAGUUAAGCGAGCCGCCGCUCGAGCUUUACUCAGGCAGGAUGGGAUCUUUUCCGGCUUGAAACGAAGCGACGAGCCUGGAACCACCGAGGCACAUUUGAUCGAAAUGCUUACAGCAGGUGGUUUCAACCAUGACGAUAGGUGGGGUCAUCGUGCAGGCGAGCCUAAUAAAGCCGUCGUAUGCAGUCUGGCUCUUGCCCGGCUGCGGAGCGAUAUUCGCGGCAAUGAGAUGGGAAACAAUGCUGUUGGCAUGGCACAAAAGCUCUUGCUCUUCUGGAGAAAGCCGGCGCGACGUUGCUGGUGGGAGGGUGUGGAUUUGAAGGACGUGGAGGGUGUAGAUGGCCCCCUCAAGGUCUGGAUUCGGAGAGUGUGGACACUCGAGAUGAGUGUAAUUGGAUUGCGUUAGCACCCGAAUUUUAGGCAAGCAAAAUUUUGACGGCGUUUGUAUUGCGUUUCUUCA
This is a messenger RNA of Hypoxylon fragiforme, 1200 nucleotides long. RefSeq lists its product as uncharacterized. Bases 262 to 1146 code for a protein of 294 amino acids. The record is from RefSeq and is a predicted model, not a curated record. Gene Ontology annotation, molecular function: RNA binding. Gene Ontology annotation, cellular component: nucleus. The transcript has 5 exons. NCBI's taxonomy places the organism in Eukaryota, Fungi, Ascomycota, Sordariomycetes, Xylariales, Hypoxylaceae.